Schistosoma turkestanicum is the source of this 156-nucleotide messenger RNA. The record is from the annotation of a GenBank genome assembly. NCBI's taxonomy places the organism in Eukaryota, Metazoa, Platyhelminthes, Trematoda, Strigeidida, Schistosomatidae.
ACUGCUUUAGACAAUUAUCAUGCAUUGCUUCAUUUCUUGAAAAAAUUCCCUGAAUAUGAAGGACGUCGUCUAUUUAUUGCUGGUGAAAGUUAUGGUGGUGUUUAUGUGCCAACGUUGAGUUUACUUCUUUUGAAUUCAUCUAAAUUCGACUUUAAG